Molecule: messenger RNA, 705 nt
Organism: Ambispora gerdemannii
Lineage: Eukaryota; Fungi; Glomeromycota; Glomeromycetes; Archaeosporales; Ambisporaceae
Source: the annotation of a GenBank genome assembly
AUGUCAUUAGAUCGCUAUUACAAAAAACGUAAACAAGAAAUUGCUUCCAGCAAGCUUCCAGGUCAAAAUUCCACAGGCUGUGCACGAACCGAAGGUUUCAAAAGGAUCUCCGAAGACCAAAAACUACGAAACAUGAUCAACAACACCAAAAAAUCAAUGACCACCAACUCUUCUUCCUCUUCUCCUUCACUUCCCCUAAUAUCCCCACCAACUGUCACCUCACGCGAAAACCGCAUGAAAAACCGCGGCAUCCUCGCAAACAUGCAACAAUACAAUCGUGAAACCGCCAAAGGCGAUGUGGACGACGUGAUGCGCUUCAACCAAAUGAAAGGCCGAACUAAGCAACUCAAGUUCGCUAAAUCUAGUAUUCAUUCAAUGGGUCUCUUUACCAAAGAACGGAUCGAUGCUAAUGAUAUGGUUAUCGAAUACAUUGGUGAAGUCAUUAGGCAAUCUGUCGCUGAUCAUCGGGAACGGAGGUAUGCGAGGGACGGUGUGCGCGGUAGUUAUAUGUUUCGUAUUGAUGAUGAUACUGUUAUUGAUGCUACGAAGAAGGGAAAUAUUGCGAGAUUCAUAAAUCAUUCUUGUUCGCCUAAUUGUACUGCCAAGAUAAUAACACACGACGGAAAGAAAAAAAUUGUAAUAUAUGCAAAACGGGAUAUCCAAGCGGGCGAGGAAAUUACAUAUGACUAUAAGGUAGACGAAUAA